AUGAUCCCGUCUUGGAAGACGGAGCGCUCGGCAGACGAUGUCAUCUACAACCCCUUCAGGUUGCUCGGCAUGGUCAAGGCCAUGGACUGGCUCUACUUUAUCUCCGGUUGGUUCGCAUGGACUGUCGACGGCUUCGACUUCUUUACUGUUACUGUUACCAUUGAGAAGCUUGAGGAAUACUUUGAUCGCUCAACCACGGAAAUCGCCACCUCGAUGACGCUUACGCUCAUGUUCCGCUCGCUUGGUGCCUUGACAUUCGGUAUUCUUGCCGACCGUUUCGGUCGCAAAUGGACCCUGGUCGCCAACCUCUUGCUUAUUGCCACGUUCGAGUUCUGCACCGCCUUUACAUCAAACUAUGCUGGUUUCCUCGGUGUCCGUGCUCUCUUCGGUAUCGUCAUGGGGGGUGUUUGGGGCCAAGCGGCGGCAACUGCCCUCGAAAACGUGCCUGUGCCAGCUCGUGGUCUCCUCUCCGGUAUGAUGCAGGGUGGAUACACUCUUGGCUAUGUCUUGGCCGCCGUCGCCAACCUCGCUCUCACCGAUCGGUACGGCUGGAAGAGUGUCUUCUACUGCGGUGGUGCGAUCUCGCUCCUCGCAGCCAUCAUCCGUGCCCUGCUCCCCGAAUCCCGUCAAUACAUUAUCGCUCGUGAGCAGCUCAAGGCCGAGGGUCUUACCGGCGGUCAAACGGCUCGUAUCUUCUUCAAAGAGUUGAAGUCUAUGCUUAAAGUCAACUGGCUUCGCUGCUUGUGGGGUAUCUGUCUUAUGACCGGGUUCAAUUUCCUGGCCCACGGUUCUCAGGAUCUUUACCCCUCGUACCUGCGUCAAACCAAGGGUCUCACGGCCAACCAUGUCUCCGCUGCCACCAUUCUUGCUUCGGGUGGUGCCACCAUCGGUUCGGCCUUUGCAGGUUACCUCUCGCAGUACGCUGGUCGUCGUCUCGGUGCCAUGAUCUUCCUUCUGUGGACAGCUGCCUGGAUUCCUCUCUGGAUUCUCCCCAACACCUUUGGCGCCCUUUCGGCUGGUGGCUUCCUAAUUCAGUUUGGUGUCUUCGGAACAUGGGGUGUCGUCCCCAUUUACCUUGGAGAAAUCUCUCCCCCCGCUUUCCGUGCCUCUUUCGCCGGUGUUACUUACCAGCUCGGAAACAUGAUUGCCUCCCCCGCAGCCCAGAUCCAGGCCGACGCGGGUAACGUCAUGAAAACGUGGGGUGUCAACCUCACCGAAGGAAUGUGGGUUCCCGAUUACGCGACGGUCCAAGGUAUCGUCACGGGUACUGUCAUCGUGUGGCUCUUCAUCUUCCUCUUCCUAGGACCAGAGGCCGACGGAUCCCACUUUGACCAGGCAAAGGUCGCGUUCCAGGAGGGUGGUGGUACUGCCGAGCCGUCCGACUUUGUGCGUGCCGACCACGGUCACUUCCACGCCCACGACGACAACCGUGUCAACCUCGACCUCGAGCGUGGUCACGGUCUUACGAAUCCUCUUGCUGCUCAUGAGAAGCUGCCAACCGACCACAGCUUUGCAAUCAAACUCUAA
Messenger RNA from Cutaneotrichosporon cavernicola, 1527 nucleotides. RefSeq lists its product as uncharacterized. The coding region runs from base 1 to 1527 and encodes 508 amino acids. The transcript has 6 exons. NCBI's taxonomy places the organism in Eukaryota, Fungi, Basidiomycota, Tremellomycetes, Trichosporonales, Trichosporonaceae. The record is from RefSeq and is a predicted model, not a curated record. Gene Ontology annotation, biological process: plasma membrane lactate transport. Gene Ontology annotation, molecular function: secondary active monocarboxylate transmembrane transporter activity.